CCCCAUGCAGCCUGUAUGCUCAAGAGUGAGCAGCUGUACUGGCCAGGUAUGUGCUUCGUCCCAUAGACUGCCUGUGGACUACCAAACCCUGAGCUGUUUUUCACAAACUGUACGUCUGUGCAUUGCUGAAAGAACUCUGCUCAUCCCCAGUAAUAUGUCUGAAGUCUCUGGUCAUCUCCAGUAGUGUAUCUGCAGUCAUCUCCUGUACUAUGAUUGUAGUCUCUGGUCAUCUCCUGUACCAUGAUUGUAGUCUCUGGUCAUCUGUACUAUGUCCGCAGUCUCUGGUCAUCUCCUGUACUAUGUCCGCAGUCUCUGGUCAUCUGUACUAUGUCCGCAGUCUCUGGUCAUCUCCUGUACUAUGUCCGCAGUCUCUGGUCAUCUCCUGUAGUAUGUCUUCAGUCUCUGGUCAUCUCCUGUACUAUGUCCGCAGUCUCUGGUCAUCUCUUGUAGUAUGUCUUCAGUCUCUGGUCAUCUCCUGUACUAUGUCUGCAGUCUCUGGUCAUCUCCUGUACUAUGUCUGCAGUCUCUGGUCAUCUCCU
Molecule: messenger RNA, 539 nt
Organism: Staurois parvus
Lineage: Eukaryota; Metazoa; Chordata; Amphibia; Anura; Ranidae
Source: the annotation of a GenBank genome assembly